Messenger RNA from Protomyces lactucae-debilis, 1410 nucleotides. Its product is annotated as acyl-CoA N-acyltransferase. The record is from RefSeq and is a predicted model, not a curated record. Bases 76 to 1359 code for a protein of 427 amino acids. Gene Ontology annotation, biological process: subtelomeric heterochromatin formation. NCBI's taxonomy places the organism in Eukaryota, Fungi, Ascomycota, Taphrinomycetes, Taphrinales, Protomycetaceae. Gene Ontology annotation, cellular component: nucleus. The transcript has 2 exons. Gene Ontology annotation, molecular function: histone H4 acetyltransferase activity.
CGAGGACAAGCACGCGGACACGCGACUUGCGACUUGCGUUAAUAUACAGCGCAAUUGCAGCGGCUGCAGGAGACGAUGGUGGAGCGGCCAGAGGACUGGACGACGGACAGCACAGCAGCGCUUUCUUUGCAUCUUUUUGAUGGCCCAGGCCACGACCAGGAAACAAUCUUGCAGCCAAAGUGGACGUAUGCGCUCUUUGGCGAGACGGAGCAGAUCUUUGGGUACAAGAAGCUUCGAAUACGCCUUUACAUCCAUGCUCUUACGCUGCAGACAUGGCUUGAUGUGAGAUAUGAAGAGCAAUUGGCGGUGUCUCUGGGGGUGCAUAUGGAGCCAGUUGAGGAGAUUCUAUUGAAUCAUCUGCCGCAUCAAACAAAGGUGUGCAUCAACGGGAAGGUUGUUUCAUCAGAUGCUUCUCAGCUCAAGACUGUGGACGUCGCCGCAUGGAAGAAGGCGGUGGUUUCAGAGUCACGGAGUGGCACGCAAUACAAGAAGCCAAUACACUUCUACACUCGCGCCGGCAAGACUUUUGCUAUCCUCAAAUUGGCUCUGCCAGACUCACAAGAUUGUGUUUCCUGGAUGCAAAUCUUCUCUCUCCUGUACAUUGAAGGCGCAAGUCUCAUUGACGAAGAAGAUGAGCGAUUCGACGUAUUUGUGGUAUACGAGACUCAGGACGGCCAGCCGAUACGAUUUGUUGGCUACUGUACAUGCUACAAGUACUACUUCUACGACAAAGCGACACAUGCCUUUGAUGUUGUUCGCUAUCGCAUCUCGCAGUUUCUAACGCUGCCACACUUUCAAAAGCAAGGGCAUGGUGGCCAGCUGUAUGAUACCAUCUUUGCUGAUUGUCAACGAGAUUCGAAAGUCCUUGAAGUCACGGUCGAGGACCCAUCAGAGGCAUUCGACGACCUACGCGACCGACGCGACUUUUCCAGACUGCUGCGUGAAAGGACACUGGAGACUCUUGCUGGACAAGGGUUGAUUCCGUCUCCUGCGGCCAUUAGUGAUGCCUCACGCAAGGCCAAAAUGGCACCUGCUCAAUUUCGUCGCAUGCUAGAGCUCUACCUCUUGAGACAAGCGAAUGCGCCGAAUAAGGGCAAGCAACCUGCUUCCAGUUCAUUUGGCAGACAACUGCGUCUGUUCAUCAAGCGGCGCAUAUACAAGAAGAAUGCAGCGGUGCUGAAGCUACUUGAUCCAUCAGAGCGGAAGAGGAAGUUGGCAGAAACGUAUACGGCGCAAGUUGAAGACUAUCGUCGGAUCUUGAAAACUUUGAAGGUGGAGUCGCGAGAAGCGGGCAAUGGAAUAUCCGACGCGUUGAACGGGUCAGCAGAGCCAGCGAGCAAGCGUGUUCGCGUUGAAUAGAGUCGUUCAUAUUUAGCAUUACAUGGCAUUCGAAUCUAGCCUAGCACCUAC